Molecule: messenger RNA, 1691 nt
Organism: Carya illinoinensis
Lineage: Eukaryota; Viridiplantae; Streptophyta; Magnoliopsida; Fagales; Juglandaceae
Product: protein EXPRESSION OF TERPENOIDS 1-like
Exons: 2
Coding region: 521-1492 (323 amino acids)
Biological process (GO): positive regulation of DNA-templated transcription
Cellular component (GO): nucleus
Molecular function (GO): DNA binding; DNA-binding transcription factor activity
Source: RefSeq, a predicted model, not a curated record
AUCUAAACUCAGUUGUAUGAGAGAGAGAGAGAGAGAGAGAGUUGGUUGUCAUAAAUUGAAUGAGGUUAGUGUUUAAGUAGCAGAGUGGGGUGCAGUUGCCAUGGCGGCGUUGCAGAGCUCUAAUUCCGUGCCAUUAUUAUUGCUUCGGACGACAGAAUAAGAGAAUUGGAGCUCUGAGUGAACCAAGAAAUCCUCUUUCUUCCCAUGUCUCUUACCCUUAAAAAAUUCCGUAUCUUUGCCCACAAAAGCUGCAAAACCCCAACAACGAAAAUCACAUGCUCUCUAAGUCAGAGUAGUCUGAAACACAAACCAGGUCAAAACUGUAACCAACGCUCUCCGACUCGCUGUCUCUUUAAACUCAACACCAAGGUUGUUUACAAUUCCAACCCUCAAGUUCCCGAAAAUCACGAUCUGUCUUCGAAGAUUUGGUUAUUACUUGGUGACAACAACGUUCUGCUAUGGAUUUUUGGUCAGAACUGAGGUCUUCUGUUGUCGUCGUCUCGGGUAUUGGGUGCAAAAAAUGGCUGGGUUUUUCUAUCUAGGUGGACGAGAAGGCCAGCAAAACAAACAAGAGGAGGAAGAAGAAGAUAAGCAAGAGCGGAACCUGUUUUUGUACAGAAACGAGGAGAUCUGCAACAAAGGGUUUGAGUUAUGGCCACAGUACUAUUCGCAGCAGCAAAACUUGAGCAACUACUACUCGUUUGGAGUGGGUCCUAGUCGAAGAAACCCCAGCAGCGUCUCUGAUAAUCAUGAGCCGUCGAGAUCCGGAUUUACGUUGAUAAGUCAGGCCGGAGGACUAGGAGGAGGCAUGAAUUGCCAAGACUGUGGAAACCAAGCCAAGAAAGACUGUUCCCAUCUCAGAUGCAGGACAUGUUGCAAAAGCCGAGGGUUUCAGUGCCAAACCCACGUAAAGAGCACUUGGGUUCCUGCCGCUAAAAGGCGCGAGCGGCUACAACAGCUCGCAGCUUUACAACAACAGAUACAGCCACAUGACCAACAACAGCAAGAUCAACAUCAAGAACAACAGCAACAGCUUCGAGGAGACAAUCCCAAAAGGCAGCAGAGAGACAAGCAAUUAGGAGCGGCCCCUCUUGCUUGCACCCGUAUACCCAACACCACGUCAGGGUUGGAACUGGGACAAUUUCCAGCUGAGGUGAACUCUCCAGCGGUCUUUCGCUGUGUAAGAGUAAGCGCGAUGGAAGAUCCGGAUGAGCAGUACGCGUAUCAAACAGCUGUAAACAUUGGAGGACAUGUUUUCAAGGGAAUUCUCUACGAUCAAGGCCGCGACGAUCGUUACACCCCAGGCGGGGAGAGCUCCUCAGGCGGCGAUGGAGGCGGAGCUCAACAUCUUAAUCUCAUUAUGGGAGCCCCCACCUCCACGACAGCAACCACUAGUAACCCAUCUGCUACGUUGCUUGAUCCUUCACUAUAUCCAGCUUCGCUCAAUGCUUUCAUGGCUGGUACGCAAUUCUUCCCUCCCCCCAGAUCGUAGAAACCUCUUUAAGAUAGUCUCAAAUCUGUCACUCUUUUUAGAGUUGUUCUCGUUAAGUUUUAAAGUAUUACUUUGUAAAACCCACCACUGAAGUAACUAGAAGUCACAGGAAUUAGAAACAAUCGAGGAUGAUGAUGAUAUGGGGGCUGCUUGAUUUUGUUCGAUUUUCAAUUCAGAUUUCCUGGUUAUUUUGAUCUUA